Messenger RNA from Hippocampus comes (tiger tail seahorse), 1220 nucleotides. RefSeq names its product interleukin 6 (interferon, beta 2) (gene il6). The record is from RefSeq and is a predicted model, not a curated record. Gene Ontology annotation, biological process: immune response; cell differentiation. Gene Ontology annotation, molecular function: cytokine activity; interleukin-6 receptor binding. The coding region runs from base 188 to 898 and encodes 236 amino acids. The transcript has 5 exons. NCBI's taxonomy places the organism in Eukaryota, Metazoa, Chordata, Actinopteri, Syngnathiformes, Syngnathidae. Gene Ontology annotation, cellular component: extracellular region.
UAGGGAGGGACCACAACAAAAAAAAACAACGCAAUAUCAGUCACACAAGUCGGAUAAUUGAAGCCGGAAGGUAUUAGGAAAUCCCUGCAGUCAGUAGAAUAUAUAAUGGCGGGGAGAUGUGAAGAGAAGACAAGUUCCACGAGAUCAGGCGGUCAACACAAGAGGAAUCUCAACUUGGCAUCGCAGCAUGACCUCCGAAACGUACGUGCGAAUCCUCGCUGUGGGGUUGCUGGCCUUUCUAGUACUACGUGCCGCCGGAGCUCCGCUUACAGAGACACCCUCCGUCUUUCCAUCAACUGGCACCUCAAGUGAGGAGGAAACAGAGUCCUCCGAGCUGCUGAGCUCCUCUGAUGUUUGGACCUCCUUUCUGGACACCGCUAAAGACCACCAGAAAUCUUUUGAAGAUGAAUUCCAAAACAAUGUCCAGUUUCAUUUACUGGAGGACUACAAAAUCUCCCAGCUUCCAGCAAACUGUCCCACCUCCAACUUCAGCAAGGAGGCUUGCCUCCACAGGCUGGCCCAAGGUCUGUCCUUUUAUACGAGUCUUCUGAAGCAAGUGGAGAAAGAAUAUCCCAACAGUAGAAUUCUGUCCGAGGCCAAACGCUACACCGAACUCUUCCUCUGGAACAUCAAACAAAAGAUGAAAAAGGCAGAUGAGGUCACAAGCCUAAGCAGCAGCCAGGAGAAAAGCCUGCUGGAGUCAUUGGACAACGCAGAUGCUUUUCAGAGAAAGAUGACGGCGCACAGCAUCCUGCGGCAGCUCAACGUCUUCGUGGUUGACGGCAAGAGGGCGCUGAGCCGGAGAAAUAGGCCGAGGAGAAGACCUGCCAAGGAUCAACACAUUGAAGUCGUCACAUCCGCAACGAAGGCCGUCUCAGGAAAGUUGGGCAAAGCCUGAGCCAAAUUAAGGGAACUUGUUGUAUCCGCAUUGACGUGUCAUAAUCCACUGACGAAAUGAUGAUGUAUUUAUACGUUUUUGAAUGACGCAUAGGUUUUUUUUUUGACUAUUUAUUCCUUGAAGAAAAUAUUUAUUGCUCAAACAAAAACCCCAUUGUGGUGGGUCUGCCUUAUUUAUUUCAAACAGUAAUUUGAAUUAUUUAAAGAUAUUUAUCGUAUUGAAUUGUUUUGAGACUUGAAGUCAUGGUAACUAUGCAUAUUUAUUUCAAGUUUUUUUAUUGAAUGUAUUUUGGAAACAUCAAUAAAAAAUGGAUUUGCCAACC